Molecule: messenger RNA, 1434 nt
Organism: Symbiodinium sp. CCMP2592
Lineage: Eukaryota; Dinophyceae; Suessiales; Symbiodiniaceae
Source: the annotation of a GenBank genome assembly
AUGGCCGGCCUGGACGGCGUGAGCACCACAAGUUCGGGGCGGCCGAUCGGAAAGGAACGCGCGGCGCUCAGCAAGAAGGCCGAUGGCAAUGGCACCUUUUGCUGCGUCUCUCUGUGGUGCAUAUGGGGCAGGUACUACUAUCGCUUCCACAAGCUGAUAGGAAAGGCAAACUGGCGAAAAUACACGGAACGUGCUCCGGCUGCAAAAGUGCUCAACUUGCCUCGCUUAGCAAAGUACUAUGCCGAGUUGAAGUGCAUUGAUGAGAUGGAGCAUGUAUCCCGAUUUCUCAGGAAGAUGCUGCCUAAGUACACCUCGCACCAGCUUGUCCUCGUUGCCCAUGCUUUCGCCAUUGCCAAACUGCAGGACAAGCACAUGAUGGAGGAGGUUGCCAGACUGGUGGAGCCGCAGCUCAGUGAAAUCACUCCACUUGAAAUGGCCUAUGCCAGCACGGAAGUGUGUCAUUACACGCUCCUGGGGCCGGUACCUGAGUCACAGGGGCGCAGACUGCAGUUUGAGGCACAAGUUCGUGUGCAACAAGCCUCGGAGGGGCAGGUGAGACUCUCGGGCCUUCCUGGUUCUUGCCCGUCCUUUCUGCAGCUGGCGGAGCUGGCGGAGGCCUUUGCCCAGCUGAAGUUCCAGGACUACUCCUUCCUGGAGAUGGCAUCCUUCCAGGCGGCGGCGCUGCUGAGAGAAGGCCGCGCAGGUCCAACACCGCCAGCGCUGGCCCUGCUUUGCGGAGCCUGCGCGCGCUUGAAGGUGCACGAAGUUCAGCUUUUCGAGGCCGUCCUCGCUCACGUCGCCGAGCAUUGGUACGAUUAUCCAGCCUCGUGCCUAGCUGACAUCGGCUUGGCUUUGGCGCCUGUGAUGCCCACCUCAGAGCCUGUGAUGGAUGUGUAUCGCAGGAUGCUCAGCCAGAUCCGUCAGGAUCGCGAUACUUUGAGCUUGAGGCAGGUUGGCACAGCCGUUCGCUUCAUGGCAGAAGUGGAUCACAAGGGGGAGUUCAUGCCCGGCUUGGCCCAGGUACUUGCACGUCGUCUCAUGGACUUGAGAGAUGAGACCAAAGAGUGCUAUGAUGUGGCCCGAGUUGCAGAGAUCUUCUCGAGACGAUGCAUCCCGCUGAGAAGAGGAGAGGAAGCCGUCAUCCUGGCAGAGCUCUGCUCCGAUGAAGUUGAUGAAGGGUAUCGAGAUGAUCGGGUCGCCCAUGCACUUCCCAAGUGGGCCGAAAAGCGGCUCCGGGAGUUCUCCCCGCACGACUGGGACUCGUUUCUCACCUCGAUGAGCAGACUUGGAACCUCCGCGGAAAAGCUGACUCAAUUGCGAGACAGCGGCCCCCCACCGCCGACCGAGCCCGCCACCUUUUCAGGAGGUCAGGCGGCACGAGCAGCACUUGCAGCCAGAUCGACUCAGGCUGAGCGCGAAGCAAUAGCCUCAUAG